ACCCAAAUUCAGCACUUAACAGGAAGAGAAUGACUUAUUUCUCCGUCAUACCAACUCUCUUCUUUCUUGACAAAAGCAAAAAACAAUUGAAAAAUUAAAAGAAAACCUUUCAAGAAGGAUUUUUGUUUGUUUGUUUUUAAACAGACAGCAGAUCUUUGUGAAUCUUGUUUUUUUUUGCAACAUCAUUCAGAAAGUGAAAGUAAAGUUCAGAUCGCUGGAGCUCAAAGAGUGAAAAUGGCUUCACAAUCGGAAGAUGAAUUGUUUUGUCCUGUAUGCAGUGAAAUCUUCAAGGAUCCUGUUGUUUUAUCAUGUAGUCACAGUGUCUGUAAAGAGUGUCUUCAACAGUUCUGGAGAACUAAAGAAACUCAGGAGUGUCCUGUCUGCAAGAGAAGAUCCUCAAAUGAUCAUCCUCCGUGUGAUCUUGCAUUAAAAAACUUAUGUGAGUCGCUCCUAAAAGAGAAACAAGAGAAGUGUUCAUCAGAGUCUGAGGAGCUCUGCAGUUUACACAGUGAGAAACUCAAGCUCUUCUGUCUGGAGGACAAACAGCCGGUGUGUUUAGUGUGCAGAGAUUCAGAGAAACACAUCAAUCACACAUUCAGACCCAUCAGUGAAGCUGUUCCAACAUAUAAGGAGGAGCUCAAUACAGCAAUGGAGUCUUUGCAAGAGAAAGUUAAACACAGAGAAAAAAUUAAAGGAGAGUUUGAGAAAAUAGUUCAACACAUCAAGUCUCAAGCUGAUCACACAGAGCGUCAGAUUAAACAGCAGUUUGAGAAGCUUCAUCAGUUUCUCAGAGAUGAAGAAGAAGCUACAAUCACUGCACUGAGAGAGGAAGAGGAGCAGAAGAAGCAGAUGAUGAAGGAGAAGCUGGAGGAGAUCAACACACACAUCUCAGCUCUUUCACACACAAUCAAAGACAUGGAGGAGAUGAUGAAAGACAGUGACGUCUGCUUUCUGAAGAAGUUUCCAGUCUCGAUGGAAAGAGUCCAGAUCUCAUCACAGCCGGAUCCACAGACUCCUUCUGGAGCUCUGAUUCAUGUGCCACGAUACUUGGGCAACCUGCCCUUCAGAGUCUGGAAGAAGAUGAAAGACAUCAUCCAGAACACUCCUGUGAUUCUGGAUCCAAAUACUGCGAACCCAGAUCUCCUCCUGUCUGAUGAUCUGACCAGUGUGAAAUGGAGCGAGAACAAAGAACCAGUUCUUGAUAAUCCAGAGAGAUUUGAUGAUUGUCUUUGUGUUCUGGGUUCAGAGGGGUUUAACUCAGGAACACACUGCUGGGAUGUGGAGGUUAAAGAGUGCUCACACUGGAGUGUUGGAGUAACUACAGCAUCAAACCAGAGGAAGGGAGAAGAAUUCUUUAGCGCUGAUGUCUGGAGUGUGCGAUAUGAUGAGUACGGACUGUCUGAAAAGUUUGGUUUUCCUGUUAAACGUAAGCUUGAUCGUGUUAGAGUUGAUCUGGACUAUGACAGAGGAACAGUGUCAUUCUCUGAUCCUGUAACUAACACACAUCUACACACAUUCACAACCACCUUCACUGACACUGUCUUACCAUUGUUUCGUAAUCUUGAUGAACAAAACUAUCUGAGGAUUUUACCAGUUAACAUUAACAACAGAAAAUCGCUGUUGAAUCUGCUACUAAAUUAAUUACAAAAAUAGAUGUAAGACACAAGAUUAGAAUAAGAUAUACAAAUCUUACAUAUUUAUUCUGUGGAAUCAGAAAUGAAUGUAGUAAAUAGUACAAACAUUAGUUAAAAUUCAAAUGGGUAAAUAUCAAUAUUCUCAGUCUGAAAGAAGAUUAUAAAGGUAAUUGAUGAAAGACUGAUAUAUGACAGGUGAUGAACAUCAUCAUGAGGUGGAUCAGUUUAUAGUUGCUGUGUGGAAACAUUGUGAAAAUUGUGGCUAACUCAAAAGCUGCAUCUUAUCUUAUAAGGCUACAGUAUGAGGAUACUCCUUCAGAGCUUCUUUUGAACUUCACAACUUAUUCAGUUUGCGUGUUGAAACUUUUCAAGAUUAAUAAUAAAAUUGUUUUAUGCAAACAUUAAUAUGCAUUUGUGACACUUGUGAACACGCCUAGUGUAAACUUGUUUUUUAUUUGGCUAAAUAGAGUAUUAUACGGUGGCCUCACAACACUCAAAUUAAGAAACAAUUAAUGAAGCAUUGCAAAUGUAUUUUCACUAACCUUGAAAUUAUAUUUAGUUGAGGGUUUUAGAGUUAGCCAUCUUAUAUAGUAACAUGUCACAAUUAAUCGUGGGAUUUUUCAGCUUAUUUCUGCUAAUAAUAUCCAAAAGACAAAGGAAUCAUGCAAUCAGGGAGUAAAAAAAAAAAAAAAAAAACCUACCAUCAACCCCACUAACCGGUAGCAACUGCAAAAUAAUCAAAUCCUAGCUGGGUCCGACACUUUUUUGGGUCCCCUUGAAACAUUUCCAUUGAGGUCAGUGCUAUUUGCAGCACGUUUUUUAAUUUUUUAUUUGUAUGUGUUUAUUUGGGACCGUUUUCUUACAUUUACAUUUAUGCAUUUAGUAGACGCUUUUAACCAAAGUGACUUACAGUGCAUUCAGGCUAACGUUUUUUACCUUACGUGUGUUCCCUGGGAAUCGAACCCACAACCUUUUGUGCACGAAAUUAAACAUGAUUGCAUUUAAAUAAUAUGAAGUAAGCAAUUCUAAACCAAAGCACCACACAUGAUAAAAAUAUUGUGCUUUUUUUAUUUUUAUUAGCGUUAACGUUUAAACAAAACUGCAACUAGCAGCACCUCAGUUUUUAAACGCAGGCUAGGCCUACUGCAUAACUAGGAAAUAACUUUACCAUUAAAUAAACACAGAGAACUUUGAAAAUACUCUCGAUAUAAUUUUAACAAAAUAAAUACAAAAUGAAAUAAAACGAAAGAAAAUUAAGUCUUCUUAAUUUUAUUAGGCUAAUUAAAAUGUAUUUAAUAUAUUAAUCUAACCUUAGCAAACAUAGCCUACCUAAAAUGCAAAAACUGAAUAAGUGUAUUUGAAUUUCGUUCACUUUAUUUUUGUGAAUAUAGCUGCCGUUGUUGUACAAUAGAACACUCAAAUCAGGCUCAUUAAGACACAAACGCACACACAUCUGAGAUUAAAUGUACGUAGAUCUUUACAAAAUACACCUGGAUUAUUAAAAAAGUGAAAAGCACAUAUAAGAUAAAAUGCAAACGCUUAGGUUAUUGAGUGUAGCUAUUGAGAGCGAAGCGUAAAGGCGCUCAGCGAUCUUAAGGAAAUAUUACCACUCCACUCCGCUAAUGCUAUGGCGGGAAUGCUCAAAAUAAAUGCAGUAACAAAUGAGAAUUGUUUCCAGACGUCUGACUUGCCUUGCUUUGCUUUAGUCCAGUAAACAGCAGCUUUAAUUUGUUUCUCAACUUCUUGUGUUGACUCCAUUUCUACUACACCACACCACCGUUCCCCACGGGACUCCCGCGAAAUGCGAUAUGUUUUCUUCAUUUGCUGGUGUUUUUUCAAUUUGCAUGUGUUUUAUUAAGUUGCAGCAUGUUGAGCUCUCUCGGCCACCGCAGUAUUAGCACCAACUAGUGGAUAUAUUGAGUGAAUUACAAGCGGCAUUUUGGUCUACAUAAAAGACACUGAAGGACACUCAGAAUCAGUCAGAAUACAUUUUAUUAGUCAAAUGUGUAAGACAGACUGCGAUUUAUUGUGGUACUGGGCAUUCCAGUACUAAAUAUUAAUAUAUUAUAUAGAAUAUUUACAAAAAUGCAGUUUACACGAUUUACACAAGCCUAUGCAAGUUAUUUACACACAGAGCACAUGUGCAGAUAUUUCAUCCUACCUGUCAGAUUAUCCCACCUGACCACAAACUGGUCAAAUUUCUCACACUGAACCUUACUGUAUUUGGAUUACUGUAAUGUUAGGUUUAGGCACUGUUCAGUACGGUCCACUUUUAGGGGGUUUUCCACAGGGUACAGUAGCUACCUGGUACUUUUUUUAGUACCACUUCGGGUGAGGUUCCAAGUGAAACAUACAGUUACCAAACCAUGACGUGUAAACUCUGCUGAUCACGGAUUGGCCGGAGAGAAUCGUCACUGCUGCGUCACUGAACUUGGGACACAAACACAAAAGAAAAGCUAGAUUUAAAUCAACCCAGGCAGCGAAGGAUCGAACGCAGCUGUUUUGAAUGAGCGCACCUUUUUUAACAACCCAAUAUUGGCUGUUCCGUUGUCUGUUGAGGACUGUUUUAUGUGUCUUCAGCUGUGGGUUGCUGUGAGCCAAUAAUUAUCUGCUCCUUUCUCCAGAGCUCAAAACUAAAAUGAGCAGCUGAAAUUUUUCAUAAAGAUUUUUUUACAUAUAGACAUUUUCAAUUGCCAGGUGUUCUGUUCAAAGUGCUUCUGGGGGGUAUUCCAGAAAGUAGGUUGUGACAUACUCGGAUGUUUAAGGUAAGCAAGCAGAUAAACUCAGCUUUCGUUUCCAAAAACGGAGUAUACUUUCAGCAUAGACGCUGAUUUAUGUUUCUGCCGGUGGGUGCCCAUGACUAUAAUAUCAGCGGCUUCUUUCUUCUUCUUUUGUUCAAUGGUCAAGUGUUUGUGUUUUUUUUUUUUUUUUUUUUUUUUUGUUGUUUUUU
This is a messenger RNA of Carassius auratus (goldfish), 4584 nucleotides long. Its product is annotated as tripartite motif-containing protein 35-like. Gene Ontology annotation, molecular function: zinc ion binding; protein binding. The coding region runs from base 235 to 1641 and encodes 468 amino acids. Lineage: Eukaryota; Metazoa; Chordata; Actinopteri; Cypriniformes; Cyprinidae. The transcript has 6 exons. The record is from RefSeq and is a predicted model, not a curated record.